Molecule: messenger RNA, 4009 nt
Organism: Ictalurus punctatus (channel catfish)
Lineage: Eukaryota; Metazoa; Chordata; Actinopteri; Siluriformes; Ictaluridae
Gene: sema3ga
Product: sema domain, immunoglobulin domain (Ig), short basic domain, secreted, (semaphorin) 3Ga
Exons: 19
Coding region: 778-3015 (745 amino acids)
Biological process (GO): axon guidance; negative regulation of axon extension involved in axon guidance; neural crest cell migration
Molecular function (GO): semaphorin receptor binding; chemorepellent activity
Source: RefSeq, a predicted model, not a curated record
CUAUUCCUGUUAUUCUUUAUCAGUUUAGGAAGUGUGUCAGUUCUCUGUCAGUCCUCGGUGUGUAAUGAGUUAAGUGUGUAUUGUUGGGAGUGGGAGUGUGACAGGCAGGGAGACGUUAGAGGGAUCCAGCAGUGAACACCUGCCAUGGCUUAAAAACACGGGAGGUUAGAGUACAGAGUACACGUUUACGUGACAACAGGACAUUGUUUUCUUUCUUUCUUGACUCGGAACAGUUAUCUUUCGUCAGAUUGUCACGAAAGCAGCGAAACACCUGAGUUUGGGGCAUUUGUUGCAGUCUGCCUUCACGGUUUUUGGGAGAUAAGAGAAGGGAGCACUAACGCUUUAUCUCCUCACUGGAGACGCAACGCAUCGAGCACAUGAAAAGAAGUCCAAAACACUCAAGCGCUUUCUCUUUUUUAUUAACAUUUUUUUAGGCGAACUACUAUCGGACGAAUUAUAGUGUCUUUUUCCCCCCCACAAGACUGAGGAAUAUCACAUCGAGACUAAGAGGAAUGCGGUGAUAAAAUCUCACCUGCACCAGAAAAGUCAGCGUCGCCUCUUUUUCUUUUCACCCCCGGGUCUGACAGAAAGCUUGGAGGCAAAAGUAUACACAAAGUGGAAGCAGUGCCAGAAUCAUCAUGUGAAAACACCUGAGCGCAAGACCUGUGCUGACAAACAUCGAGUGAGAAGAAGCCAGAUCUGAUCAAGCAGACCGAGUCUGAUCUUCAGCCAGUGGAGCACUCAAGAAAAGAGAAAAGGCGAGGACUUCUGAAUCACAUGGGCAUUAUGGGAACCAGAGUCAUCCUGUUACUGCUGGUCCUGUGUGUUUGCGGUGUAUCCUGCAUCCUGCGUUCGGCUCCCAGAGUGGCUUUAGCUUUUAAAGAGCUAAUGGACACCCGGACAGCUAGACCAUUCAGCUUAUCCUUCAACACCAGCGAUUACCGGAUCCUCCACAUGGACCAGGAUCAGGGCCGUCUUUACCUGGGCAGCCGCGAGUACCUCGUCUCCCUGGACAUGCAAAACGUUAACAAGGAGCCUCUCAUUAUCCACUGGCCUGCUCCGACACAGAGAAAGGGAGAGUGUCAGAUGACAGGGAAAGGAAAGCAUGGGGAGUGUGCCAACUUUGUGCGUAUGAUCGAGCCAUGGAACAGGACUCAUCUGUACACGUGUGGCACUGGAGCUUACAGACCCAUCUGUACCUUCAUCAAUAGAGGCUGGAAAGCUGAGGACUACCUCUUUAGGCUGGUCUCUGGAUAUGUGGAUUCAGGAAAGGGUAAAUGCUCCUACGACCCAAAUCAUGAAGAUGUGGCUGCUCUUAUCAAUGGCAACCUGUAUGCUGGUGUGCAUGUGGACUUCAUGGCCAAUGACCCAGCUAUCUUUAUGACGAUGGGGAGCAGGCCAGCUAUUAGAACAGAGCAGUAUGACUCCAAGUGGCUCAAUGAACCAGUUUUCAUUCAAAUAAAGCAGAUUCCUGACAGCUCGGAGAAAAAUGAUGACAAGCUCUACUUUUUCUUCCGGGAGAAGAGUCUGGACUCUGGAGGGACGGCAAGCCCCAGCGUGUUGGCCAGAGUGGGGCGAGUGUGUCUGAAUGAUGAAGGAGGCCAGAAGUCUCUAGUUAACAAGUGGACAACAUUUCUAAAAGCCAGGCUGGUGUGCUCCGUGAUGGGUGAGGAUGGUGUGGAGACCUUCUUCGAUGAGCUGAGAGACGUGUUUAUUCAGCCCACACAGGAUGAACGUAACCCAAUGGUGUAUGCCGUUUUCUCCACUGCAGGGUCUGUUUUUAAGGGAUCAGCUGUUUGUGUGUACUCUAUGGCUGACAUACGUAAUGUAUUCAAUGGGCCUUUUGCCCACAAACAUGGGCACAACUACCAAUGGACAAUGUACACAGGAAAGAUCCCCUACCCUCGACCUGGAACUUGUCCUGGAGGUACGUUUACACCGAGUUUGCACUCUACUAAGGCAUUCUCAGACGAGGCUGUGAACUUCAUUCGUGCGCACCCACUCAUGUAUCACCCUGUGUAUCCUAUACACAAGCGCCCCCUAGUGGUGCGUUCAGGCGUAGACUACAGGUUUACCACCAUCGCUGUGGACCAGGUGGAUGCUGUGGAUGGGAGAUAUGAGGUGUUUUUUCUAGGCACAGAUCGUGGAACAGUACAAAAGGUUAUAGUUCUUCCCAAAGAUCCAACCACCAUGGAAGAGCUGACAUUAGAGGAAGUGGAAAUUUUCAGGACACCAGUUCCUGUUAAAACAAUGAGGAUAUCUGCUAAAAGGCAACAGCUGUACGUAUCAUCAGAUGCAGGUCUUACCCAGGUGUCAUUGCAUCGCUGUGGCGUGUAUGGUAAGGCUUGUUCAGACUGCUGCCUGGCCCGUGACCCUUACUGUGCAUGGGAUGGAGAGAACUGCACCCCCUUCACACAGGCCACUAAAAGGAGGAGCAGAAGGCAGGAUGUGAAACAUGGUGACCCCCUACGUCAGUGUAGAGGAUUUAAUGCUAAAGUGGAGAAGAGACUGAAGGAGACGGUGCAGUUUGGCGUGGAGGGAAGCAGCACAUUUUUGGAGUGUGUACCACGAUCUCCUCAGGCUACUGUCAAAUGGCUUUACCAAAAAGACGGAAGAAGAAAAGUGCUGAAUAGAGAUGGGGAAGUACUGAGUACACCCCAGGGUGUCCUGCUGAAAUCACUCACCCACUCAGAUGCUGGGUUAUACCACUGCCUGGCCACUGAGAAUAACUUCAAGCACACUCUAGCACGUGUCUCCUUGCGCAUUCUGGACCGUGACAUCGCAGUGGCCCUCACUGUACCCGACGACGAGAAUAAAGAGGAGGAGUUGGUGACGAGGAGUCACAACCCUGAAGCCCGUUCCCCAGGUGGCAAUGUGCAACCCUUAGAGCCUGAGAUGCGCGUGAUUCACCAGUAUUGCCAGUCCUACUGGGAACAGCUCACUGAUCGAGGGCAGCAGCAAAGCAAACGUCCAAACCGCAGACACACAGAGGGCCACGAGCCCAGUGGAGGCUGAGACUGGCCUUCCCUCCGUUCACCAACUGGUCCAUUCUGUCUUCAUGUUUAUGUACUUCAUUGAGAGUGAGGUGAAGAGACACAGGUGUAAACAACCGUAUUUCAUAAGAGACUCGUCUACUCAACUUCCAUUCUCAUUUUUGUUGCAUUCCUUGCGUUAUGUUCCUUGAUAUGUCCUCAGCUGUCCUUAAGUCUUUUGUUGUUACAUUGAUUUUGGACCAUAUGUUGACCAUUACAAAUGUUCUGACCAUCAUUGUGAUAUUUGUACAUUUUAUGACCCAGCUGAUCCUCUCAAUCUCCAGUUUUGCUGCAUAAUAUAUUUGACAUUUCAACAAUCGCUAUAAGCUUACGAGUGUAAUUUAUAUUUUAAGCACCUUAGAGUAUGAUUUAACUGCAGAUCAUGACUAGACAACACAAUGUGUGUUUCCUGUGUGUGUAUAUGUGUGAUCAUUCAUUCUGUGGGCCAGUGCAAUUUUGCAGUUUCGCUGCUUGGAUGCUGAAAGCAUAUGGUCCAGUGCAGAUAACAGUAAAUCAGUAGAUAAAGCUGUACAUAUAUCCUGGUUGUCCUUCCUGGUUGGAAAAUUGCACCAUUAUUAUUAUUAUUAUUAUUUUCAUUCUUUUCAGGAACACUACAAUGUCUUCAUGGGUGUCACUGUAGCUGAGUGAUAAUGUGUAUUUAUUUUUAAGUUGUAUAUUUUUGCCUUAGUAGAGAAUUUAUAAAGUAUAUAAAAGGUGGAGGGCAUUUUGCAUGACAGACAAGAUAUAUAGUUAUAUUUAUUUAAAUGUAAUUAUAAUAACACCAUGUUUUUUGUAUAUAGGUUUCAUCACCAUAGGAUUGGACCUUGAAAAAAAUUGUAACACUGGACUUGUGGUAACUAAAACUGCACAAGAUUGUAUUAGUAUUAAAUAGAUUAGUAUCGCGUUGUGUUGUUUGAAUGUUCUUCCUUGUUUUUAGAUAUAAGGACAUAAUGGAAAUAAAAGAGCAUUGCUGCUUA